AUGAAUAGUUUUAUAAAAAAUAUUAUAGUUUUAAUAAUAAUAAUUUUUUUUUUUUUAAAUGAAAUUAAAAGUAGUGAAAUAUGUAAGAAUCAAUUAUUAAAAUAUUUUGAAAAUAAUAAUAAUAAUAAUAAUUUUUUAUCAUUAGAAUUAUCAAUUACUAUAAUUAAAAAUAAUGGACAAAUAAUAUAUGGAAAUGGAGAAUUACAUAAAGAGGGUGAAAAUAAAUUAGUAAAUAAUGAUGGUUUAAUUGGAUAUCAAAAUGAUAAAAUUCCAUGGUUAUCAAAUGAUGAUCCAGAAUCAGAUCAACCAUUUUCAAAUUUACGUACUUUUAGAGUUUAUUAUGGUGAAUUUUAUAUUCAUAAAGAUGGUUAUUUAAUUAUAGGUUCAUGUAAAAAUAAAAUUGAAUUUACAAUUUUAUGUAAUGAUACAAUUUUUUCAGGUUUAUUAUUUGAUGAUUUAUAUACUAUUCAAAUUAAAACUAAAUCAAAUAAUAAUAAUAUUAAUAGUAAUAAUAAUAAUAAUAAUUAUACAAAUAAUAGUAAUAUUAAUAAUAAUAAUAAUAAUAAUAUUAAUAUUAAUAAUAAUACAAAUACAAAUAAUAUUAAUAGUAAUAAUAUUGAAAUUAAAAGUAUAAUAACAAAUAGUUGGAGUGAAGGUAGUGGCAGUAAUAUUACAAAAUAUUCAUUAGUUAAAACUGUAAUUUUAAAUAAUUCUUCAAAUAUUAUAAAUAACAUUAAUAAUAAUAAUAAUAAUAAUAAUAAUAAUAAUAUUACUUCAUUAACAUUUGGAAGUGAAAAAUUAAUGUUGAGAGAUGAUCUUAGUUUUUGGGGUGUAAAUAAAGUAAUUUCACCAAAUUUAAAUAAUAAUUUUACAACAAUUUUCUCAUUACCAUCUUAUUCAUUACCAAUUUCACCAGGCAAAACUUAUGAAUUUGGUUUCAUUAUUAAAGGUUCAACAACAAUUCCAAUUUUCAAAAUAUUUUAA
Molecule: messenger RNA, 984 nt
Organism: Dictyostelium discoideum AX4
Lineage: Eukaryota; Evosea; Eumycetozoa; Dictyosteliales; Dictyosteliaceae
Exons: 1
Coding region: 1-984 (327 amino acids)
Molecular function (GO): carbohydrate binding
Source: RefSeq, a predicted model, not a curated record